AUGCACUCUUCCUAUGUACGACCCACUGAAGAUAUAUUUAACGCUGACGACCCUCGAAUCAAAGAGGAUAUCAUUGGAAUUGUUAUGCAAUAUCUAGCAGAUGAAGGAUAUCAUGCCUCGCAAGCUGUUCUGUAUGAUGAAACUAACGUCAAAUGGAAGGAACGCGAGGAACGAUCAAUUGAGAUCAAACGGUUAAAAAAGUCAAUCCUCGACGGAGAUUGGCAAGAAGUGGAAAAAUUAUGCACGAAGCCUGUGGUGAAAAAUCAUCGCUCCUUUUUAUACUCAAUAUACAAGCAGCAAUACCUGGAAUAUAUCGAAAGGCGCGAAAUCCAGAAGGCAUUCACAUUUCUAAAUAAGCGAUUAAAGCCUUUGGAGCACCUGCAAACGAAACCUAAUGAGUUCAAAGAUCUAUGCUAUCUGCUUACAGCAAAAUCCAUCCAUGAAGCACCAAGUUUUAGGAAUUGGGAAGGAAUCAUGGGUGCUAGAGAAAAUUUAGUUGACCAGCUGCAAAGCAUGCUUGAUUUCGAAACAGCAGAUCGUAAUGGCAACCGUUAUAUACCACCCGAUCGAUUAUUGACAUUAUUGCGACAAGCGGUAGCAUAUCAGAUCGAGUUCUCGCGUUACCAUCCCAAAGUAGCACCAGCCGUUAACUCUUUACUAGAAAAUUAUACAAGUUUUGUCAUUCCUAAUGCUGCAAGACGUACCUUGACAGGCCACCGCCGAAACGUCAAGUGUGUUGAAUUCAUUGGCGAAGAAGGAAGAGAAUUAGUAUCUGGAUCUAGUGACAACACAUUACGGAUAUGGGGUACAGAAACUGGAGAAUGCCAUGCUAUCCUUGAAGGACAUCAUUCAAGAAUCUGGGAUGUAUCAACAACAGCGCAAGGAGGAUCAUUAGCUAGUGCCAGUGGAGACGGGACAGUAAAGAUCUGGAAUCUAAAGGAUACGCUUCCUUUGUGUGCGACGACUUUAACUGGUCAUUCGGGAGAUGUUUAUUCUACACGAUAUCAUCCUAAUGAGAGCCACAUUGUUACAGGUGGCUAUGAUAAAACUGUGCGACUGUUUGACAUAACCACAGGAGCAACCGUCAAAACUUUCUCUGGUCAUCAGCUAGCAGUAACAAAGACGAUCUUCAACCCUCUUGGUAACUUGGUAGUAAGCGGCUCCAAGGAUAACACCAUCAAAUUUUGGGAUAUUGUAUCUGGUCUCUGCAUUCGUACUAUAUCAUCCCAUUUGGGUGAAGUGACUUCGGUAGAAAUGAAUUCAAGUGGUACAUAUCUUCUAAGUAGUUCCAAAGACAACUCGAACCGACUAUGGGAUGUACGAAUGGUACGUCCCAUACAAAAGCUCAAAGGUCACCAAAACACGUCCAAGAACUUUAUUCGCGCUACUUUUGCUGAUAAUAAUUUAAUUGUUGGUGGAUCAGAGGAUGGCGUAGUCUAUAUUUGGGAUCAGGACACUGGUGAAGUUUUACAAAAGCUUCGAGGACAUAACGGAGUCGUUUAUGAAGCAGCUUGGAACGCAAAGCAGGGGAUGCUUGCAAGUUGUAGUGAUGAUCAAACCGUUAAAAUGUGGUACUACGAUGAAAAGGUCGGUAUAACAAAAAAAAAAAAGACGACAACCUGUUUAGCUCUUAUUAUUUACACUGCUCUUUUUCUGUCUCCCGUAAUAGAUGCCGUUGGACACUUGAAACAAAAAUUAUAUACUUAA
Messenger RNA from Zychaea mexicana, 1707 nucleotides. Its product is annotated as WD40-repeat-containing domain protein. Gene Ontology annotation, molecular function: protein binding. The coding region runs from base 1 to 1707 and encodes 568 amino acids. Lineage: Eukaryota; Fungi; Mucoromycota; Mucoromycetes; Mucorales; Lichtheimiaceae. The transcript is spliced from 13 exons. The record is from RefSeq and is a predicted model, not a curated record. Gene Ontology annotation, biological process: mRNA splicing, via spliceosome.